AUGACAUCGUCGAGAUACGCCAAUUAUUACACAAAUAUACCACAACCUCCAGAAGAAGACAGAUUGCUUUCAGCCUUACAUCACGCCGUCUCGGGAUCCGCCGGCACGCUCAUCUCAACAUGUACUCUGUAUCCUCUCUCCCUAGCGAUUACCCGCCUCCAAGCACGGCGACCAGUUCGUCGGGAGGCUCGACUCGACAGUACCGGCAGCACCAGCAGCAACGCCGGAGACACCACCACCACUCCCACCGAUCCGACCGGGCCCGAGGCAGUAGCAGCGGCAGCGGCGGCAGCUCCGGGUCCAGGAGUCGCCGAAGCCUUUUCUCGGAUCUGGAGGUCCGGUGGCGCGCCGAGAGCACCUUGGACUGGCCUAGCUCGGGACACAGCCAGAUCUGCCUUGGACUCUUUCCUCUUCUUUCUCUUCUAUGACUGGUUCCGGAGCCUCGGGCUCGGGCUCGGGACCGGGGCCCACGGUCACGGCCACGGCCGGGGUCGGAGGGGAAGAGCGGAUAUGUCGGUGCCGGGGCUAAGCGUCCUCGAAGAACUGGCUAUCGGUGUCGCGGCUAGUGCCUGCUCGAAGCUUUUCGCCACACCGAUCGCCAACGUGCUCGCGCGCAAGCAGACGGCCCCGCUUCCCAACGACGGCGAUGCCAGCAUCCGCGACGCCGUCGACGCUGUCCGGAAAGAGCAGGGUCUCGCGGGGUUCUGGUCCGGCUACCCGGCUACCCUGGUGCUCACGCUCAACCCGAGCAUCACAUUUUGCCUGCAGGAGCUCCUCAAGAGAAAGACCGUCCCGGCCGACAGGUGGGAUAACCCGGGCGCCGGUGCGACGUUCCUGCUCGCGGCCGUCAGCAAGGCCGUCGCUACGGCUAUCACGUACCCCCUCGAGACCGCCGCCGCUAGCAUCCGGCUGCAGACCGACGACGGCCCGACGGCUCCUCCGAACAACCCGCGCAGCGGAUCGGCGCAGCCCAGGACCGACGAAGCGGCAGCGGUCGAAGAACUCCCCAAAUUAGAUACGCAGGUGCAGACGCAGACGCACGGCCGGGCCCCCUUCAACGACGAACCCAUAUCCCCCAAGACGGAAGCCCCUCCUUCUCCUUCUCCUCCUGCUCCUCCUCUCCGCAAAGUGUCCUUCACGGAGAACCUCGCGCCGCCAGAACGCUUCCCCGGGCGCGAAAGCAGCGGCGGGUAUAAAUCGGACUUAACACGGACUCUCGCAAGCCUCGGCAGCAGCAGCAGCAGCAGCGUGUUCGGCGCCGCGGUGCGGAUCGCGCGCGCGGAGGGCGUCGGGGCUCUGUACAAGGGGAUACUAGGCGAGCUAGCCAGGGGUAUUCUGGGCCACGGGACGGCGAUGCUGGCGAAGGAUCUCGUGCACAGGGCGCUGUUUAGACUGUACUUUGCUGUUGCGGGGGCGGCGGCGGAGAUGCGGGCGCGGGGGGAUAGGAUGGGAGGAGGAGCAGGCGGUGUUGAGGCUACGGGCGUUAGGAAUAGGAGUGGGAGCAUGUCGGGAGCGAGGGUUGAAGGUCCGCUGGAGGAAAUGGAGGGUAUGGUUGGGGCUCCUCCGGUUCAAGGCCGGGCUGGUACACCGCCUCUCUCGGUGCGAACUGCUUCUCCGCCGCCGCCAGAACCGCAGCACCAGCUGCACUCGCUACGGCACCGGCACGACAACAACUACGAUCGGUACCGCUACGAGCGACUACCCUCUCCUCCUCCUCCUCCUCGUCCGUCUCCGUCUCCGUCUCCGUCUACGUCUACGUCGUACCCCGCCGCAGGCUACGGCCGACGACCGUUCCCGGCUAAUGGCAGGGACGCGGAUGACGACGAGGGAGGAAGCGUAGUAGCGAAUAUGAUUGACAAUUCGCAGAGGGGGGUCAAGCCAUAUUAA
Molecule: messenger RNA, 1887 nt
Organism: Daldinia caldariorum
Lineage: Eukaryota; Fungi; Ascomycota; Sordariomycetes; Xylariales; Hypoxylaceae
Product: mitochondrial carrier domain-containing protein
Exons: 1
Coding region: 1-1887 (628 amino acids)
Source: RefSeq, a predicted model, not a curated record